GAAGUGCAGUGCUGUUCCUGCUUACGGUGACGUCGUGGGGUGGGGUAAGAGGAAAGAGGAGGGGUGAUCUCCUAACAAACAGCUGUUGCAGCUGCAGAGCGGAAAAAGGAGAAAACUCAGGAGCAACAGCAGCAAUCCGACCCCUGCAACAGCUUUACCAUGAACAUGUACCUGUUUUUGUAUGACUUAAUGCAAUUCUGUGGACAUUCUUGGAUAUUUACAAAUAUGAUCAUCAGGUUCAUGACAUUUGGAAAAGAGUCACUGGCUGACACGUUUCACUCCAUAGGAUUUGUAAUGCGCCUUUGCCAGUUGUUAUCUGUGUUGGAGAUCCUCCACAUCCUCAUUGGCAUUGACAAAAGCCGUCUGCUCCCCAGGUUUUUGCAGAUCACUGAGAGAAUAAUUGUUUUAUUUGUCGUGAUCAACAGUCAGGAAGAAGUUCAAGGGAAAUAUGUCGUCUGUGUUUUAUUUUUCCUUUGGAAUUUAUUAGACGUGAUCAGGUACACUUACAACAUGUUGGCAAGGGUGGGCAUAUACUACCUACCACUAACAUGGCUCAACUUCUCACUAUGCAUCCCGCUUUAUCCCCUUUCAGUUCUGGCUAAAGGAUUUGCAAUUUGGGUAUCACUGCCUUACUUUGAAUCCUUUGGCACAUACUCCAUCAAGCUACCAUUUCCAUUCACCUUCUCAAUCUACUUCCCAUAUGUUCUGAAAAUGUACCUGUUAGUGCUCUUUGCAGGUAUGUGCUUUAUCAUCCAGAAUCUCAUCUCUGAGAGAACGGCACACCUAGGGACAGGCAACAUCAAAAAUAAAAGAAGCUAAGUUGAUACUUUGUUUGGAGGGACAAAAUAUAUUCCUAGAGGAUUGCUGCCCAUCAUAGUUAAAAACAAACUGGACAAAGAUUUCUCAGUGCAAAACUCCUUAGUAUGAACAUUAUCUGGCUGUGUAGAAUUUUCAGAAAAGGCAGAUCUCUUGAGCGCACCUCAAAAAAAGAGCAGCUUUUGAAAACUUUGGAAUGUUUUGACUUCAAGUGGCUAGAGUUUUAAAAUUAAUUUUUUCAAACAUAUGUUAUAGAAUUCUGAAAAAAUUGAAGAGUGCUGCAACUCACAGCCACCCUUAUUUCAGUGUUAAUUCUUAUCUCAUUAGCUACAGAUAUUUUGUAAUGACAAUAUCAUUUAAUCUGUAAGAUUACUUUAUACUAGGCCAACAUGUAGGAACCUCACAUAUAAAUGCUAAAUUGGCUGGAACUGGAAUCUCUCAAGGAGCAGAGAGAUUGCAACCUAGAGACCAAUAUGCUAAUUAACCCAGGCAUUCACUAAGGAUCCUUCACAUUCAGGCCCCAUCCUUCAGU
Molecule: messenger RNA, 1348 nt
Organism: Sturnus vulgaris (Common starling)
Lineage: Eukaryota; Metazoa; Chordata; Aves; Passeriformes; Sturnidae
Gene: HACD4
Product: 3-hydroxyacyl-CoA dehydratase 4
Biological process (GO): sphingolipid biosynthetic process; very long-chain fatty acid biosynthetic process; fatty acid elongation
Cellular component (GO): endoplasmic reticulum membrane
Molecular function (GO): 3-hydroxyacyl-CoA dehydratase activity
Source: RefSeq, a predicted model, not a curated record